Molecule: messenger RNA, 1220 nt
Organism: Erpetoichthys calabaricus (reedfish)
Lineage: Eukaryota; Metazoa; Chordata; Cladistia; Polypteriformes; Polypteridae
Gene: dnajc4
Product: DnaJ (Hsp40) homolog, subfamily C, member 4
Exons: 7
Coding region: 287-997 (236 amino acids)
Source: RefSeq, a predicted model, not a curated record
CUUUCGGAGCCGCUGUAGCGCUGGUAAUUUGCAGUGAAGAGUCGACGGAAACGACAGCGACACCUCGGAAUAACUAAUGAAGCAGUGAGCUGUCGCCGGGCCGCCUUGUUUAAAUUGCAGCAACUUACUCGUGUCUGGUGUCCCAAGUCCUCACAAAGUGCAACUAUCUCCUGGCACUGUGUCGUUGACAGCUGCUUGUGCUGCUGUAUGCUUAGGUGGCUGUACUGCAGCCGUGCUACACUGGCGCAACCACGUAUUCUCUGGUGGUGUGUGGUUAUCUCCUAAAAUGCAAAUGAAAGCACGACUUCUACUUUGUAAGCAUUGCCUGUGGUGUCAUUACUUUAGCAGAAAAUACAUAUCAACUACUAUAAUAAGCAAGUCCAGUGGGAAUUAUUAUGAUCUGCUAGGUGUCAAAAAGGAUGCAACAGUGGAGGAGAUCAAAAGGGCAUUUUUUGCUCGUUCAAAAGAGCUGCACCCGGACAGUGACCCUUCGAACCCAGGUCUACACAAACAGUUUGUAGAGCUAAGUGAGGCAUAUCAAGUCCUCAGCAAAGAUGUGACCAGGAAGACAUAUGAUGCACGAAUGAGAGUGAAUGCCUUCAAAUACUCUACUACAGAUGCCUAUACUUAUCAUGAUUGGCAAACUCCAUCAAAGAAUACACAGUCUGAAAAUAUGCACUACUGGGGCCAGUUUCGCAACACUUCUAAUGAGGAGAUUUGUCCAAAAGCAAAAAGACAGCGAAACCAGAAACUGGUGGGCUAUUGCAUUCUAAUAAUGUUGGGUGGCAUCUUAGCCCACUACGUGGGUUUCCAGAAACUGGAGGAGAUUCACAGUAGUUUCAUGAAUGAAAAGGACAAAAUAAUCACUGAGAUUUAUAAUGAAUCCAAAGAAAGAGCUAGGGUAAAUGGCUUCCAGAAGCAGCAAGAGAUCCUUCGCAAGAAGCACGCUGAAUUUAUCGAAAAGCAUCAACUAAGAAGAGGAAGCAAAGAUGAAUAAAUUGUAAACAUACAAAUAGAGAAUUCUUCAUGAAAAGUGUGGGUUUUGAAUAGAAGAUGAGUUAAUAUUCUAGCUGAAGGCAUUGGGCUUUGCAUAUUUAAAAUUUAUUUUUUUUAGAUAUUUGCUCUGUAUUAAACUUACAUUAUUCACAAGUAAUUUGCAGUGUAAACUAAUAUCUGACUAAAAAGCAUUAGACACAUUGUUUGUCUUAAUUUACUUGUCA